AUGACAGACGACGGCAAACGGCGCUUCAGCACACUCGAAUACCCAGUCAAAUGGGCAGAUCGUGUAUUCUCCUCCAGAGCGACCACAGAAGCCCUCCUUGCCCCAGAGAGAGAGGCUGGAAAUCUCACCAGCCACGACUAUGAUGCAAUCCUCAACUUCCAUUCUGGCGGUUUCGUCCGCCGCAACCUUCCCCUCGUCUUAUUCCUUGCAAGUAGCACAGGUGCUGCCCUUACGAUCAAGCGGCCAAAAUGGUCUCCUCUGCAACGGAACCUCGUCGUGCUCAGCUUUGGUGCUGGAGGAUGGGUCUUCGGUGCUGUAAACAGGAUCACUUCAUACUCGAAAUUUCUGGGAAGUAUAGAAAAUCCUGCCGGAUUCAAGAAAGCGCUGCAUAAUAUACAGAAUCAAGUCGGGGUGCCUUUGACCGGGCCUGUUCUUGUGCGCCCUUACCAGCCUUCACCGGACGAGAUUGAAGAGCAAGACUCCACGACCGGAAAGCUCAACAAUUAUUCUUCCUUCUUCAAGUCCUUCACCCCGGCCAAAUCCAGCACCGACGCCGACCAAUAA
This is a messenger RNA of Cyclocybe aegerita, 564 nucleotides long. The record is from the annotation of a GenBank genome assembly. Lineage: Eukaryota; Fungi; Basidiomycota; Agaricomycetes; Agaricales; Hemipholiotaceae.